Messenger RNA from Ectocarpus sp. CCAP 1310/34, 2307 nucleotides. Lineage: Eukaryota; Phaeophyceae; Ectocarpales; Ectocarpaceae. The record is from the annotation of a GenBank genome assembly.
GCGUAGAGAGACGCACUGAUCGCGUUGGUUGUGAUAUGUCUCUGCUCAACUCGUCAAGGGCGGGUGCUUUGAUGGUGGUCAUUGCCGGCGCUUGUCUCGUGCGCCUGGAGUCUCCUUUUGAUCCUGUGGUGUGGAAACAUCCGACAGACCUUCCCGUACUGGAGGGCGCACUGUCGCCCAACGAGCGCUUGCUUGCGACGGAGCACCUGCACGAGGGCCAAGUGAUAGCCCCCGAGGCGUUUGCGGAAGGUGACGAUGGCUCCCUGUACACCGGAACAUGGGACGGGAGGGUCUACCGGAUGGACCCCGACGGGACAAAUCCCACGGUAGUCUUCUUCACGGGAGGCGUCGUCUCCGCGGCGGGGAGAGCCGUCGGUUCGACCACGGGGAUCGAUUACGGCACCAGCCUCAUGAACGAGUGCCACGAGAAGGCGAAGGCGAGAAGCCUUACCGCGGAGGAAGAGAAGAGGUGCGGCCGCCCGCUGGGCGUCAAGUGGCGGAACGGCAAGCUCUACAUCCUCGACGCCUACCACGGACUCUUCGAGCUCGAAUUUGCAAAGGGAGGAACAAGGGCCAAGCACUUGAUCAACUCUUUGACGGAUGUCCCGGUCCCGUUCGGGGGUGAACCUGGCGGGGGCGUGUCGGCAGCGGAGGAAACCACGCGCCCCGUUUUGUUCUUCAACGACUUCGACUUCACGGCAGAAGGGAUCGUUUUCCUGUCCGACAGCAGCUGGAAGUACCCACGCGCCCACAACCGAAGAGACAUCGUCGACGGAGCCCCAAACGGCCGGCUCCUGCGGUUCGACCCCGGCUCGGGGGACCUUCACACGGUCAUGUGCGGGUUGCAUUUCCCCAACGGAGUGGAGCUUCACCCGUCUGGGAAAAAGUUGCUCGUGGUAGAGUCGAUGCGAUUCCGGGUGCUGGAGGUUGAUCUGGCUCAUGUUCUCCAGGGCCAGGCAUCUUCGGAGAACUCCCACAGAGAAGAGAAGACGCCUGCCGCGUCGCUCGUCGAUGCCCUGGGGUCUUGCGGAGAGGAGGAGGCCUUGCCCGAUGGGGUGCGGGUUUUCGCGGAGGCGUUGCCAGGCUUCGUGGACAACCUGGUGUUUGACGAGACCAGAGGCGGGUACGUUGCCGGCGCGGGCACCAAGGUAGCCGCGCCGUUCUCCGCCCUGCACCUGGCCCUGAAGAAACCCGCAAUUUUCAGAACAAUAAUCGGCAAGCUUGUGCCAAUGGGGGUCAUCGAGAACUUGGUUCCAAGCUACGGCCUGGUGUUCGUCCUCGGCUUGGAUGGCACGGUGAAGGAGAGCAUGCACGACGCGACGGGUCGGACGGCGUUCGUCAGCGCCGCGUACCGGAGCUCCAAGAGCGGUUACACGUUCCUCGGAUCGAGCCAAAACAACUAUCUGGGGCGGGUCCGGUUGUGAUGUUUUGUCUCGUUCCCGAAGCCGCCGCCGCCGCCGCCGCUUCUCGGGUGUGCGCAUGAUACUUGGCCCUUCACCUCUCUCUCUGCUCUCUUAAGCCCUUGGACUUGUCACACAGUUAUUUGCGUAGCCGUUUUCUUGAAAAGUUAUCUGUUGAAUCAAAAUGCAUUCGACGAAUGUCUUGUGGUCGUUUCUGUCCCCCCCGUCAAGGUUUUGUGACUGGAGGAAGAUUAGUUAACUGGUCUGGUGCCGUCGUUGUCGCAUCAACUCUGUAAGCCGGUGCGGGUAGGGUUGGAGAUCAUUGCGCGUGGUUUAUUUUUUUAGUCUUUGUGAAGGGUUCACGCGACCUGCAUCCGUUCGACGCGAUGUAUUGAUAGGCCAAGCACCCCUGUGUAAAAGUAGCAGUUGGGGUAGGAGCAUCUGUAUGUAGUGUUCGUGCCCAAGAAGAAGCGUACGGGAAUUUGCAUGUGUUCGAUGCGCGAGCGGGUAGAGCAAAGCGGAUCUAUCCCGCGUAUGUAUUCCUCGGGAGUACAUCGAGAAGCAAGAGAAUGUUUUGCCCAGCCGCGAUGAUACCCAUAGAACAGGGGCAUCGUGCAGCAGCAACAGCACAGACCGUGUGUGUACUACGAAUCUACGACGUGAAAUAAACCAGGUUGUCAUCAAUGGAGCUUUGAGAAAUGAUUGCGAAGCCAGGUGUGGUGUGAAUGUUGACACAUGAAUCGUAUUGGUGCGCACAAUGAAGUACUACGCUUUCCCCUACUAUUCUCCGUCCAGUACGUCGAACGCUUCAUACCGCCCCUUGGCUCGUUCAUCAUUCAUUCAUGUUUUGCUUCACCCAUUUUUGCCUGUCUGUGGAGAGUUUGUUCGCGUGAACACACGCCCCGGU